AUCUGGCCAAGAGACCCGGCGGGAAAAUGUUGCAACUGAUUCACAAGAGGUGCUCAAAGCAAUUUCUUGCUUGGUGUCUUUCCCUUUGGGAAAGACGCCCCUCCAAGUCCAGGAACACAUUCGGUGUCCACAAAGGCCUGCACACCAGCAGGGCGAUUUAUUACGGGCGUGUUGCCCCGGUCUUCGCCAGAGCAUUGGCCUUCGGGGACAAAGUCGCCAUUGUGGACCAAAAUGGAGAGCACACCUACAAAGACCUGUACGCUCAAAGCCUCCUCUUGUCCCAGAAACUCUGCCAGAUGCUGAGGUGCUCCAGCGGAGACCUGAAUGGCGAGCGGAUUUCAUUUCUGUGUCCCAACGAUGCUUCCUACGUGACCGCACAGUGGGCUACAUGGAUGAGCGGGGGCAUAGCUGUCCCUCUCUACAGAAAGCAUCCUGCUUCAGAGCUGGAGUAUUUCAUCAAGGACUCCCAGAGCGCUCUCCUUGUCAUAGAAGAAAGCUACCUGGCAAAGAUGGUGCCCACCGCAGACCGGCUUGGAGUGCCCGUGGUGCCCCUUCCACGAUCUGGGAGGUGUUCACCAGCUGAUGCGUCCUCUUUGGAAGCUAGACGUCCCAUUUUGGAGUGGAAAGACAGGGGAGCGAUGAUUGUUUACACGAGCGGCACCACUGGAAGACCCAAAGGAGUCCUCAGCACCCACCAGAACGUCCAGGCUGUGAUAACCGGGCUGGUGGAUAAAUGGCAGUGGGCCAAAGAUGACAUUAUUCUCCACGUGCUGCCUCUGCACCACGUCCAUGGAGUGGUCAACAAGCUGCUGUGCCCACUCUGGGUCGGGGCCACAUGCAUCAUGCUCCCCGAAUUCAGUGCGCAGACGGUCUGGGAGCGGUUCCUGGACCCCCAAGCCCCCAGAGUCAACGUCUUCAUGGCAGUGCCGACCAUGUAUGCUAAGCUGACGGAGUAUUACGACAAACACUUCUCGCAGCCUCACGUCCAGGAUUUUGUCCGUGCUGUUUGCCAAGAGAACAUUCGGCUGAUGGUCUCAGGGUCUGCAGCCCUUCCGGUGCCUGCCCUGGAGAGGUGGAGGAGCAUCACCGGCCACACCCUGCUGGAGAGAUACGGGAUGACAGAAGUUGGGAUGGCGCUUUCCAACCCCCUGCAUGGAGCCCGCAUCCCCGGUUCGGUAGGGACUCCACUGCCGGGGGUGAAGGUGCGCAUUGCCACGGAGAGCUCACAGCGGGAUGGCCCCACCUCCACCGUCCACGCUGAAGGUGAUGAGCAUGGCACCAAGGUGACCCCAGGCUUGGAAGGCAAAGAAGGAGAGCUCUUUGUGAAAGGGCCCACAGUCUUCCGGGAAUACUGGAACAGACCUAAGGAGACCAGAGACGCCUUUACGCCGGACGGCUGGUUCAAAACAGGUGACACGGCCGUGUACAAGGAGGGCGUCUACUGGAUCAGAGGCCGGACUUCUGUUGACAUCAUCAAAAGUGGUGGCUACAAAAUCAGCGCCCUCGAAGUUGAGCGCCAUCUGCUGGCCCACCCCAGCAUUGCUGAUGUGGCUGUGAUUGGUCCUCAGGACCCCACGUGGGGCCAGAGAGUCAGUGCUGUGGUGAAGCUCCAGGAAGGCGAGACAUUGUCUCUCAAGGAACUGAAGGAUUGGGCCAGGGAGUCCAUGCCCCCCUACACCAUUCCCUCCGAGCUGCUCCUGGUGGAGGAGAUUCCGCGGAACCAGAUGGGCAAAGUGGACAAGAAACAACUUCUCAGGCAGUUCUACUCCGCCUGAGCCAACCAGCAUUCAGCCUCCUGCUCCACAGAGCAUCAUGGGAGAGGUGCAAAGAAGGAACUCACGGGUGGAAUUCUAGCAGGAGCUUUUUUGCAUAUUAGGCCACACUCCCCUGAUGUAGCCAAUCCUCCAAGAGCUUGGCUCUUGUAAGCUCUUGGAGAAUUGGCUACAUCAGGGGGGGAGUGGCCUAAUAUGCAAAAGAGCUCCUGCUAGCAUUCCACCCCAAAAGAAUUUAUACAUGGGUACGUUCGGUCGCUCUCCUUUGCAGGAUCCUGACCACAUGCCAGUGUGAUGGCACGCCCGUGGCUCAUCAAACGCUGGCUGGGAUUGGUCUUUUUAGCCAUAAAUAAAUUCUGGUUUUCUUCUCU
Molecule: messenger RNA, 2143 nt
Organism: Heteronotia binoei (common prickly gecko)
Lineage: Eukaryota; Metazoa; Chordata; Lepidosauria; Squamata; Gekkonidae
Gene: ACSF3
Product: acyl-CoA synthetase family member 3
Exons: 9
Coding region: 27-1775 (582 amino acids)
Biological process (GO): fatty acid metabolic process
Molecular function (GO): medium-chain fatty acid-CoA ligase activity
Source: RefSeq, a predicted model, not a curated record